Molecule: messenger RNA, 3644 nt
Organism: Dromiciops gliroides (monito del monte)
Lineage: Eukaryota; Metazoa; Chordata; Mammalia; Microbiotheria; Microbiotheriidae
Gene: CDC40
Product: cell division cycle 40
Exons: 15
Coding region: 243-1982 (579 amino acids)
Biological process (GO): mRNA splicing, via spliceosome
Cellular component (GO): catalytic step 2 spliceosome
Molecular function (GO): mRNA binding; protein binding
Source: RefSeq, a predicted model, not a curated record
CCCGCAAGGUUUCUCCCCCUUCCUCCCCCCCCACCCCGCUCAUUAAGUGAUUAAACUGAAGACGCUCGUAUUUUAUUAAUAGAUCGAAGGUUAAAUAACCUGUAAUAUAAAACUCCUGGAAGUGGUUUAGAUUCGGACUUCGAGGAGGUUCGAAGGAGACCAAAGGUUUUUAGGACCUUUCCGAUCUCGGCUCUUUCUUCCGCCAAGGCCUUAGCUUCCCCGGGAGAGUCGGAGCUGCAGUCAUGUCGGCUGCCAUCGCCGCUCUGGCGGCUUCCUACGGCUCGGGCUCGGGGUCCGAUUCCGACUCCGACAACGAGAGCGGCCGCUGCUCCCUGCCCGCCGCCGACUCUCUUAUCCACCUAUCGAAAGCGCCUUCGGCCAAGCUCUCUCUGGUGGGGACCGUGGACGCGGCGCCGGAGGUGGCAGUUAAGGAAGAUGUGGAGACUGGAGUGCACCUUGAUCCUGCCAUUAAGGAAGUCCAGUACAAUCCUUCCUAUGAAACCAUGUUUGCUCCUGAGUUUGGACCAGAAAAUCCCUUUAGGACUCAACAGAUGGCUGCCCCUAGGAAUAUGCUUUCUGGAUAUGCUGAACCAACCCAUAUCAAUGAUUUCAUGUUUGAACAGCAGAGGCGAACUUUUGCAACCUAUGGCUAUGCAUUGGACCCCUCAUUAGAUAAUCAUCAAGUUUCUACUAAAUAUAUUGGGUCUGUAGAGGAAGCUGAGAAAAAUCAAGGUUUAACUGUGUUUGAAACUGGACAGAAAAAAACAGAAAAGAGAAAAAAGUUCAAAGAAAACGAUGCAUCAAAUAUUGAUGGUUUCUUGGGACCUUGGGCAAAAUAUGUAGAUGAAAAAGAAGUGGCUAAACCAUCAGAAGAAGAACAGAAAGAAUUAGAUGAAAUCACAGCCAAGAGGCAAAAGAAAGGCAAACAUGAGGAUGACAAACCUGGGGAAGAAAAGACCAUUUUACAUGUCAAAGAAAUGUAUGACUAUCAAGGCAGGUCUUAUCUUCAUGUUCCUCAAGAUGUCGGUGUUAAUCUCCGUUCUACAGUACCACCUGAGAAAUGUUAUCUUCCAAAAAAACAGAUUCAUGUUUGGUCUGGACAUACAAAGGGUGUCAGUGCUGUCAGGCUGUUUCCUCUUUCUGGCCAUUUGUUGCUGUCUUGUUCCAUGGACUGCAAAAUUAAGCUAUGGGAAGUUUAUGGAGAUCGGCGCUGUUUGAGAACAUUUGUUGGUCACAGUAAAGCUGUUAGAGAUAUCUGCUUUAAUGGUGUAGGAACUCAGUUCCUCAGUGCGGCAUAUGACAGGUACCUUAAGCUCUGGGACACUGAGACAGGUCAGUGUAUAUCAAGAUUUACAAACCGGAAAGUUCCUUAUUGUGUCAAGUUCAAUCCUGAUGAAGAUAAACAGAAUCUUUUUGUGGCUGGUAUGUCAGAUAAGAAGAUUGUACAAUGGGACAUCAGAAGUGGAGAGAUUGUACAAGAAUAUGACAGGCAUCUGGGAGCUGUCAACACCAUUGUGUUUGUGGAUGAGAAUAGGCGGUUUGUGAGCACUUCUGAUGACAAGAGCCUUCGAGUUUGGGAGUGGGACAUUCCUGUAGAUUUCAAAUACAUAGCAGAACCCAGUAUGCACUCAAUGCCUGCAGUGACUUUAUCUCCAAAUGGGAAGUGGUUGGCAUGUCAGUCCAUGGACAAUCAAAUUUUAAUUUUCGGGGCACAGAACAGAUUCAGAUUAAAUAAGAAAAAAAUAUUUAAAGGGCACAUGGUGGCAGGUUAUGCUUGUCAGGUGGACUUUUCUCCGGAUAUGAGCUACGUGAUAUCAGGAGAUGGAAAUGGAAAAUUAAAUAUUUGGGACUGGAAGACUACAAAACUCUAUAGUCGAUUUAAAGCUCAUGAUAAAGUAUGCAUAGGUGCUGUGUGGCACCCACAUGAAACGUCUAAGGUUAUAACUUGUGGCUGGGAUGGUCUUAUUAAAUUAUGGGAUUAACCCUCAAACUAGGGUCUUUUUGAUUCGAUGACCUAUUUAACUGUAUUUGAUUAUUAAAUGUGUUGGGUGGCAAUUUCUAUUUCGCAGAUACGUGCUCUUUACACAGACUUAUGACUCCGUACAAAUAUACAAUUUGUUUUGUAAUUUUGAUUUAUGUAAUUUCAUUCUGGUCUUUAUAGGUGUCACCAAAAGAAGCAAUGCCUAGUGACAUCCCUUUUCAAUUGCCAAGGUUUCCUAUCAGUUAUAAAUUGUGAGAACUUUUUGAUCCAUAUCUCCUUACUGUUCAUGGAAUCCACCUGGUCUUCCCCAUUGGAUUUUGUGAUUCCUAACAGUUGAAGGAAUUAAUAAAGGAACAAACACAUAGGUCUCCAAGAAAGCAGAAAAUAAAGACUUCAUUGAUUUCAUUGUACAUAAAUCUAAAGGAAGAACAAGCUGUUGAGUCAACAGCUUUUCUUUUCCUCUACACUUUUCUACAUACCCAGUUCCAAUAAGUCACAAAACCUUGUGAGCUCUAUUGUUUCUCCGUAGGAUCCUUUUUUUCUUGUUGUUUUUAAAUCUCUUCAGUUCCAAGUUAUCACUUUCCUUUGGCUACAGUUUAGUUAAUAUGAGCAGUUAUGAAAUAAAAAAUAGACCAAAGUCCUUCUCCUUGACCUUCCCAAUGCAGGCAGAUCAGUGCCCUUUAAUCAUAAAAUUAAAUUAUUUCUGAACAGGUACUCAUGUGGAGGGUGAAUUGGGUCUGCAUUAUUGUGUCAUGAAGUGCACAGAAUAUGCAUUUAUUCUUUCAGGAACAUAACUCCUGAUUAACACAAAUAAAUCAUCUGAGAACUUGUGACAGUCUUUUUGAAAGGACUACCUAAUCGCACUUUAAUUUUGACAAGCCAUCUCCUUUUAUUAGUUUCUAGGAAGCUACUUUUUGUUGUUUCAGAAAUAUUUUGUUGUAAACUGAUAUAAAUAGGAAAGGCACCGUGUUGGAAAAGACUAGGGAGAUUACCUAAAGUGGAAAGCUACCUAGGAUGCUGCGCUGAAGACCAAGGGAAAGCUUAGUGUUGACAACCCUGAAUGCAUUAAGUGCUCGAUUGAUCCACUUCCUAGAAGAUUUCUUAUUAAGCACAUAUAUACUGUCAUUACAAAACUUGUAGAAAUGUGUGAUCUUUGCCCUCAUAGAAACUUCAUUUUUAAAGAAUAUGGCACCUCUGGGCCAACAACCACAUAUAAAGAUGUUUUUUGUUUCCCCCAUGCUAAAAGCAACAUUUAGAAGAGAAGAAAAGAAAGAAAAGGAGGAGAGGUUCUUUGUUGGGUACUGCUCAUUCAAAGAAAUGAAGACUAUCUGAACUACAGAUAGACUACAUCUGCCAGGCAGAGGCGGUUGUCUAAUUUCCCAAAUGGGAAGUAUGCAGGCAAGUUCUUAACCUGAACUUUAGUCUGAAUGUUAACUACUAACAAAUGUGAAUUAUUGAUUUGUGAUGAGACAAAGAAUUAAUCAUAGGCUUAAGACUACAUCUUAUUCAGUACUAGGAUUGUGUGUACAACAAAUUGUAUUUUCUAAAACUUAAGAUAGUUGUUGUAUAGUGUUUUUUGACUGUUUCCAGACUAAAUAACUGUACAUAAAAGUUCUCUUUUUAAAGAGCCUAUUUUUAAAUAUAUCUUUUUACAGAAAAAUUA